GGCCAACUAGGUUCUGUACAACCGCGGAGGGGCAUGAAGGUGUCCGGUCUUGCUGGCUCAGCAAGCCUGAUAAGCAUGAAGCUCUUAUCUUUGGUGGCUGUGGUCGGGUGUUUGCUGGUGCCGGCAGCUCUAGCCAACAAGAGUUCUGAAGAUAUCCGGUGCAAGUGCAUCUGUCCACCUUAUAGAAACAUCAAUGGGCACAUUUACAACCAGAAUGUGUCACAGAAGGACUGCAACUGCCUGCACGUGGUGGAGCCCAUGCCAGUGCCCGGCCAUGACAUGGAGGCCUACUGCCUGCUGUGCGAGUGCCGGUACGAGGAGCGCAGCACCACCACCAUCAAGGUCAUCAUUGUCAUCUACCUGUCCGUGGUGGGUGCCCUCUUACUCUACAUGGCCUUCCUGAUGCUGGUGGACCCUCUGAUUCGAAAGCCGGAUGCGUACACUGAGCAACUCCACAAUGAGGAGGAGAAUGAGGAUGCUCGCUCCAUGGCAGCGGCUGCUGCAUCCCUCGGGGGACCCCGAGCGAACACUGUUCUGGAGCGCGUGGAAGGUGCUCAGCAAAGGUGGAAGCUGCAGGUGCAGGAGCAGCGGAAGACAGUGUUCGAUCGGCACAAAAUGCUCAGCUAGAUAGGCCGGGCCAUCAAGAGGCCAGGCUGCCAGCCGGGGGGAUACACGGUACCAGGGAGCCGCUCCUCCCCUCCCAAAGCCAGUCUUCCCCAGGUCUUCCCUGUAAGAGCCCAUGGCGUUUUUCCUUCUUCUCCCU
Messenger RNA from Otolemur garnettii (small-eared galago), 763 nucleotides. RefSeq names its product transmembrane protein 9 (gene TMEM9). Lineage: Eukaryota; Metazoa; Chordata; Mammalia; Primates; Galagidae. The coding region runs from base 34 to 627 and encodes 197 amino acids. The record is from RefSeq and is a predicted model, not a curated record. The transcript is spliced from 6 exons. Gene Ontology annotation, cellular component: lysosomal membrane.